UUUCUCGAUAAUCCAUUUUCUUCCAUUCCAGCGAAGGUGUUUGGCGUUUGGACUGUACUGGUCAUUCUUCUCUCCAUCACGACACUUUGUCUUGAGACAGUCUCUAGUUUAACAGAAGCCAUUGGGCCUCCAGAACUCUCUAUAAUUACUGGGAUUCCGGAAGAUGUUCUCCGUAAGAACUACACCAAGAUCGUCACCACAAAACUUCCUGAGGAUUACAACAAAACAGAAGGAAUAUCUUGGUGGAUUACCGAGCCGAUUCAUUCAAACAACACCAAAAAGGUUAUACAUCUCGGUGAAGAUUUUUAUGUUCCAAAUCAUUUUCUUGUCUACAUUGAUUAUGUGUUGUACGUUUACUUCAGCUUGGAACUCGUUACGAGGUUUAUAUUUUCACCACAUAAGGGGCGUUUCUUGUUGAGUGUCUGCACGAUCUGUGACAUCAUCGCGCUGGUACCAGGACUCGUCAUAUAUAUAACAAAUACUGUCCAUCCUGAGAAUAUAUUCAAAACAUCUAUGCUCGAUAUUGUCCGCGCAUUGGCUAUUCCAAGAAUUCUAAGGAUAGCGAGAUUUCUGAGGUUUUCAAUUGCGUGUAAAGUAUUGUACUAUACAUUAGUGGCAAGCAUAAAAGAAAUCUUUUUAAUGCUCGGACUACUUUUUCUCGGAGCAAUUACCUUUGCAUCCCUCGUGUACUUCGGGGAACUCAUUUCCGGCUCGGAUGAAACUUUGAUAACAAGCAUUCCGAUUGGAAUAUGGUAC
Owenia fusiformis is the source of this 756-nucleotide messenger RNA. The record is from the annotation of a GenBank genome assembly. Lineage: Eukaryota; Metazoa; Annelida; Polychaeta; Sabellida; Oweniidae.